Molecule: messenger RNA, 1940 nt
Organism: Condylostylus longicornis
Lineage: Eukaryota; Metazoa; Arthropoda; Insecta; Diptera; Dolichopodidae
Exons: 2
Coding region: 148-1827 (559 amino acids)
Cellular component (GO): nucleus
Molecular function (GO): zinc ion binding
Source: RefSeq, a predicted model, not a curated record
AGGUUUUUGUUUUUUGUCUCUAAAAUUUAAGUAAAAAAUUUAAAAAAAAGUUUACAUAAACGAUUAAUAAUGAAAAAUAUUCAUUUGAAAAAAUAAAAGAAUAAGUCGUAAUAAAUACUGUAAGAAAAAUUAUUAAAUUAGAAAAGUAUGGCAAAUAUUUGCAUAAUUUGUUCCAGUCCAGGUGAUUAUGACAUAUUUGCACCCAUUCCGGCUUAUUUACAUGCAAGUCCAAAUGAAUUUUUACUUUGGCCCAAAGAUAUAUCAAAAAUGAUGGAAGAAACAACUGGUUUAGUAAUUACAAUAGAUGAUAAAUUAUUACCUAGAAAAAUAUGUGCUUUAUGUAUAUCAUAUUUAAAACAUGCAGCAACAUUCCGGCAACAAGCUAUAGAUAAUAUAUUAAAUUUAAAAGCUGCACAAUUAUUAAAAAUUCCUGAUAAACAUUCUAUAGACGGAAGCAAUAAUAUUAUGAUAAAAGAAGAUCAAUUAAAUUUUAGUGAAACACGAUGCUCCGAAUUAAAAAAUAUUUUAGCUAGUAAGCCAAAAACAAGUAAAUGCGAUGAAUACUUAAAAAAGAAUUUUGAAAAUUCACCUAAUAAUAGACGAAAACCUAAUUUAAUGAAUGAUGACGAAAAUGAAAAAAUCGAAAAUAAUAUUGAUAAAUCUAGCAAUAGCAAUAUUCAUUUAAAUACAUAUUUAAAUUUAUUAUUUGAUAAAGAUACAAAUAAAACUGCCAAUAAUAGGCGGAAAUUUCAUUAUAUAAAUCGCCACAAGAUGAAUAGUGGUGAUAUUAAUGAAAUCAAUCAAAUUGACUUGGAAGAUUACGACAUUUUAACUGGAUCAAGCGAUGAAAAUGAUAUUGCUGAUUAUAAAAAGACGAAUUUCUUUAAUUAUAAGGAGAAAAAUUUCGAAGAAGAUGAUAUUUUAAAUGACAUUUUGAAAGACGCGAAUAUUAUUAUUAAUAUACCAGAAAUACAUAAAGAAAGAAAAUGCCCAGCUUGUUGUAAACGUUUUAUGUUUGAAGAUUCAUAUGAUGAACAUACAGCCAUGUGCAUUGAAUUUCAAUUAUUAAGUUUAAUCGAAGAUGUCAAUAGACUAUUAAUAAUUCGUAGGAAAAAGACUCUUUCUCCACAUGAAUUUGUUCGUCGAAUGAUAUUUAGUUUGAAAAAAAUAGCAGAUUGGUUAAGAUCUCAUGGUGAAAAUAUUAACAUUCCAUCACAAUCUGAUGUUAAGAAAAUUAGUAAAAAAACAAAUAAAAAGAAAGAAGAUGAAACCGAGGCAAUUAUUGAAAAUUUCAAUGUAUUAAAGGCAAGCAGUCUUGAAAAUUCAAAAGUUAAUUCUUCCAUAACAAAAUGUAAUCAACAAAACAAUGAAAACGCAACAUUGGAAAUAUUAAAUAAUUCGAAUUAUGAAAAUAAAAUUAGAAUAGGUACUCCCGAUAAAAAGCACAACCCUAAGAAGCAACCUGAAAAUACUUUUCAAGUAAUUAAACAAAAUUCAGACAAAAAAUCAUCAUCGAGUUUAAGUGCGUUAUGCACACCGUCUCCCCCCAAUAUUCAAAAGCGUAAUAACAAUUCAAAUAAAAAUCAUAAAAAUGGUAAUAAUUUCAAUACUGUUCUUUUAACUCCAGUUGGACAUUUAACUACAACAGCAAACUAUACGGCUAGUCCAUCACCAAAAAUCAAUUUUUCUGCUAGAUGUAGUAUUUGCAGUGUUGUUUUCGAAGCAAUAGCUGAUUUAGAAGAUCAUAAUGCAAAAUUCCAUAAUUAUCAACAAUCUGUAGAAAAAGAAGAACAUAAAAAAAUAAUCGCUUUGUUUGAAGAUGAAUGAAAAUUAAUUUUAAUAAUUAAAAUCGCGAAAUUCGAAAUUUAUUUCUGGUUCUUUUUAAGUUAUAUUUUAUUAAAGUUUUGGAAUAUUUAAUAGCAUAUUGUAAAUUUUUAAAA